AUGGAAAAAGAAUACACACUUGACUUGGCUUUUGAUCCUCUCACUUCACCUGAAUAUAAGGUUGUUUGUGUGCAAAAGCUAGAUAGUCAGCCGUCACAUUACCAAAUUGCAAUCUAUUCAUCCAAAAAUCGUCUAUGGAGUCUCUCUCAAGAGCCUGUUUUUGUACCUAAUGAGUUAGACUUUAAGGACGGUGUCUUCUGCAAUGGUGCAAUUCAUUGGCUGGCGAGCAAAUCUACCAGAGCAUAUCUUGACUUGAAGACAGAGAUACUAAGAGAAAUGCCACUGCCUCCCAGGCGAGAGAAGGAGUCACAAUACAAAUUCAAGUAUUUUGGAAAAUCCCAAGGCUACUUGCUUUAUGUUAUUUCACGUCCUCUUUUUAACCAUUAUGAGUUAUACCAGAUGAAGGAAGAUUAUUUUGGAUGGGACUUGAAGUUUCGGGUCAAUCUCAAUGUGUUAAUUGCUAAAUUUCUAGCUAUGGCUAGGAACUUUGGGCGUCAUCCUUAUUUGUUCUCAGAGUUGGAAUGUGACGUGCUGUGCAUUAAUCAUGCUGGGAGCAAUGAAGAUAUGGAAAUUAUGCUGUCAGUGCCAGGGGAAGUCAUAUUCUUCAAUCUCGGGAAGAAAAAUCUCUUAAUAGUCCAAGAUCAAAUUAAGAGUUCUGCCCCAGCAUAUGCUCUCUCUCUUGUGGAAUAUUGGAGAGGAUCUGACAAGAGAAGACAAAAGGAGAGAUGUGAUCGUCAUGUUAAAAUCUCUAUCUCAAUAUCUUUUCUUAAAAAACAGCUAUUUGACCUGGUAUAUUGGGAAGAGUUGCUCUUUCCUUGA
This is a messenger RNA of Chenopodium quinoa (quinoa), 819 nucleotides long. RefSeq names its product F-box protein At5g07610-like. The transcript has 4 exons. Bases 1 to 819 code for a protein of 272 amino acids. Lineage: Eukaryota; Viridiplantae; Streptophyta; Magnoliopsida; Caryophyllales; Amaranthaceae. The record is from RefSeq and is a predicted model, not a curated record.